GCGGGCACCGAGUCAUCUGGCGGAACAGCGGGCAUCGAGUCGCCUGGCAAGACUGCGGGCACCGAGUCGUCUGGCAAGACUGCGGGCACCGAGUCGUCUGGCAAGACUGCGGGCACCGAAUCACCAGGCACGACAGUGGGCUCUGACUCAAUUGGCACGACAGCGGGCACCGGGUCAUCAGGUACCGGAUUGUCUGGCUCGACAGCGGGCAUCGGGUCACCAGGUAUGACAGCGGGCACUGGGUCACCAGGCAUCAGGUCAUUUGGCUCGCCAGCGGGCACCGCGUCAUCUGGCAAGGCAGUGGGCACCGAGUCACCAGGUACGACAGCGGGCUCUGAGUCAAUUGGCACGACAGCGGGCACCGGGUCAUCAGGUACCGAUUGUCUGGCUCGACAGCGGGCAUCGGGUCACCAGGCAUCAGGUCAUUUGGCUUGCCAGCGGGCACCGCGUCAUCUGGCAAGGCAGUGGGCAUCGGGUCACCAGGCCUAAUAGGAUCGUCAGGCUGGAUCAGUUCAUCAUGCUGGGUAGAGGCAUCAGGCUGAAUGCAGGCAUCCGGCUGAGUAAAGGCAUCAGGCUGAGUAGAGGCAUCAGGCUGAGUAGAGGCAUCAGGCUGAGUAGAGGCAUCAGGCUGAGUAGAGGCAUCAGGCUGAGUAGAGGCUUCAUGCUGAGUAGAAGCUUCAUGCUGAGUAGAGG
This is a messenger RNA of Staurois parvus, 693 nucleotides long. NCBI's taxonomy places the organism in Eukaryota, Metazoa, Chordata, Amphibia, Anura, Ranidae. The record is from the annotation of a GenBank genome assembly.